GGCAAAAAGUGGCAAAAUAUGGCCUUAUGAUACCAGACUCGUGGAAAAGCGAUGAAGAACGAGCACGUGUGGCACGCGCAAAAACAAGAAUGUCAGACCAAAGAAGAAGCUGCUACAUGGGCCUUCAAAUGCCAAGUUUACAAUUAUACAGAUUUGUUGAACAUGGCGUUUAUAUGUAACCGGGACGACUGGCACGCAGCAAGUUUUGUAAUCCUCUAUCUACUUGUGUCACUAACUGCUAUGGUGAGCAACGCGUCAGUAGUGCUAGCCUCAAUAGUGGAGCGAUGGAAGGAGAUCGACCAGUUCACGUUUGUGUUCGCAGUCAGCCUGAGUUUCAACCACUUCUUGGUUGCUUUCCUGGUGUAUCCUAUGGGAGUCUACACAAUGCUGCGCACUGAUGGUUGGGGGCUUGGAAACUAUUGGUGCACUUUCACUGCUUACUGCACUUCUUAUUUCGAGGUAUUGUACAUGAUGCACGUACUAAUGAUAGUGUUUGAUAUGUUGAUAUACCGCUUCACAAAUCUUAAAUCAGUCGUAAAGGUGUAUCUUGUGAAGAAGGUAGCCAUGUCGUUAUGGGUAACAGCUCUUAUCCCCCACAUGAUUUUAAUGUGGGACCAGGACUGGUUCUUAACUGAUGGAGGAUCUUUAGGAAUAAGCGACAAGUAUCUACAGUGUAACGUCACGGGACACGACGAUCCUAAACCUGUUAUCAACUGUUUUACAGCAUACACUUUUACAACCUACAAGGAGCUCUAUAUCUACCUGCUCUGUUUCUUUAUUUUACCUGUUGCUUACGCCGCCAUUUCGUAUACGCUGUUAUUGUACCUAAGAAAGCGAAGUAUGUUGAAGGGAAACAGGAAAGAGGAGCUGAGCGAGGAAGACCAGCUAGAAAACGCUAGAACUUUUAUACAGAGAUACAAGGCAAGUUUGUGUAUGGUGUUAGUAUUCUCUGUUACUCAGUUACCAAAGUGGAUCUGCUCUUUCUUUCUCCUAGGUCAAGACUUGGCUCAUCGAAAAAAAGUCAACAAUGGAGAAGCAGUUGAAGCCGAUAAUCUACAAGGACCCAGUGAGGUGAUAAGAAUGGACUUCCUUUCUUUCUGGACGUGUCUGGGUAGUAUCCUGAUUCCUUUCUGUUACAUGAUGACUUGUCCUACCUACUUCCACGCGGUUACCGCUACCAGACCUCUGUUAUGGCUCCGGAAGCACGGAGAGAUCAUCCACGGUAGAACAUACUCCAAGAGGCUGUUAGAAAGGUGCACCAGACUCCUCUCUCACGUACAGAGGAACCUGAACACCUCCAGUUCACGGUCCAAUCUAGAUGGGAGCGUUAUAAACUCGUCCCGGGACCGGUCUCCCAGUCAUAGGUUUUCAAUAUUCGGACGUCCUAAAAAAGAUGACAGUGAUUCCCCUAAAAUGAGGUUAAAAGAACCAGAACGGAGCCCAACAUCACCCCCCAACGCUCUAGACGUUCCGGGUCAGCCCCGGGCCCGACUCGACACCAACAGCAAAAUCUACAUGAACAGUAUCGCGGAGGAGUGUAACGGAAAUGAACCAGAGUCCCCACACCGUCUGCGGCUCGAUACGAAAAGUAAUGUGAUAUCUAACAGCGAGGCAGUUGGGAUGAGACCUAGCAGUCCGGCAGAUAUCCUGGUAAUGUUAGCUGCUGAGAGCGAGGAAGAGGCUCCCAAACUGGACUAUAGUCCGGAUAUACAGCCCUGUGGUGCCGGUGGGACGAUCAGCUCAGUUAGACCCAUUUCAGUGACCCCACAAGAACACUCAACUCCCCGAUGUGACCGACCAUCGUACGCCACUCUGGACGAAUCAUUUCCAGCUCGACCGCUUAGAUCCCAACGAAACUUAAAGGAUUUAACUGUAAGUGCGGAGGAGAAGGUGGCGGCUAAGAGAAAACUGCCAGUACCUCGGUCAAGUGGGCCCACCUCUCCCGCACUUUCACAAAGUCUUUCUACCAGUUCAAGAUUGUGACGCUUUUUAAAGUUUCUUUCUCUGUUUAUUUUUUCACUUUUUAUCUGAUACUUGCGUGUACUAUAAUUUAAUACUGUAAUUUUAAGCCAUGUAUGCAGAUUUGAGAAUGUUAAACUUUUACUUUUAGUGCAUGUGCCUGUUUUAAAGAAUAACCGUAUAAUUUUGGUUUUAUCCGUGUUUCUAACGAUCUAAAACCGUGCAUCAUAUAGGAAAUAAAUUGAAUGUACAUACUUUAAUAUUAUGAUCGGUGUGCAAGAGCUUGUUACGAAGAAUAUAUAAUGCUGAUUAACACUGUUAAAAGUAUAUGCUUUCACCCUGAGACUGAGUGGCUAUCUGUUAUUCGCUGCAGUUAUACCGUUUUGUUUGACACGGAUCUAAGUCGAUCCUCAUGUAACAUGUUUAUUUGAGUAUAUUUGUGAUUUGUUAAGUUAUGAUUUCGAUACGAAAUUGAAUCUCAAUUUUUAAAUUCAACC
Bolinopsis microptera is the source of this 2456-nucleotide messenger RNA. RefSeq lists its product as uncharacterized. The transcript has 13 exons. Lineage: Eukaryota; Metazoa; Ctenophora; Tentaculata; Lobata; Bolinopsidae. Gene Ontology annotation, biological process: G protein-coupled receptor signaling pathway. Gene Ontology annotation, molecular function: G protein-coupled receptor activity. The coding region runs from base 52 to 1983 and encodes 643 amino acids. Gene Ontology annotation, cellular component: membrane. The record is from RefSeq and is a predicted model, not a curated record.